Molecule: messenger RNA, 1279 nt
Organism: Sander lucioperca (pikeperch)
Lineage: Eukaryota; Metazoa; Chordata; Actinopteri; Perciformes; Percidae
Product: zinc finger protein 41 homolog
Exons: 5
Coding region: 353-1279 (308 amino acids)
Biological process (GO): regulation of immune system process; negative regulation of transcription by RNA polymerase II; regulation of cytokine production
Source: RefSeq, a predicted model, not a curated record
GUACGAGGAGGAACUUUGUCGUUCAAAAGAGGAGAACGAGCGACAACGGGAGCUACUGGACGCUGUUUACAACCCUCAGCUUCGGCUACACAGAGCAGCUUUGCCUCCAGAUGACAAAAGCCAGAUUGUUAUUAAAGAGGAGCAGCAGGAGUGUAGCUCCAGUGUGGACCAGCAGGAGCCAGAGCCCCCCCCACACAUUAAAGAGGAACAGGAGGAACUGUGGAGCAGUCAGGAGGGAGAGCAGCUUCAAGGGCUGGAGGAGGCUGAUAUCACCAAGUUCCCAUUCACUCCUGUCCCUGUGAAGAGUGAAGAUGAUGAAGAGGAAGGGCUUGACCAGAGACGGACUGAACACAUGGAAACAGAAGCUGAUGGAGAGGAAGCAGCCAGGAACUCCCAGCCACAUCCACUGUUGCCCCCAGAGACCGGAGACAGCGUGGAUAGUGACUUCUGGAAGGAGAGCAGAGAACGUCUGUCAGCUGUGAGCUCUCUGGAAGAUGAUGGUUGGAACACUGACAGGACACCGUUCAGCUGCUGCGAGUGUGGGAAAAGAUUUGGCAAGUUUUGGAAUCUGAAGAGACACGUGAGAAGAAUCCACUCUGGAGAAAACUCCUCCGUGUCCCAGCCGGGAGAAAGAACAGCGAUUAAAGAAGACGAGCCGGAGCCCCCCCCACACAUUAAAGAGGAAGAGGAGGAACUGUUCCCAUUCACCGCUGUCCCCGUGAAGAGUAGAGAUGAUGAAGAGAAAGGGCUUCCUCAGAGACAAACUGAACACACGGAAACAGAGACUGAAGACAGCGUUGACAGUGACUUCUGGAAGGAGACCAGAGAGCCUCAGUCAAGUUCAAACUCUCUGAAACACGAGCAAGUUCCCGUCAGUGAAGAGAGGCGUAAAACGGACAAGAAGUCUUUAUUCUGCUCCGAGUGUGGGAAGAGAUUCGGCGCCGUCGGAGAUCUGAACCGACACGUGAGAACCCACACGGGAGAGAAACCGUUCAGCUGCUCCGUCUGCUGCAGGAGGUUUCUGACCAGCACACAUCUGAAGACGCACAUGCGGACUCACACAGGAGAGAAACCCUACAGCUGCGCGUUCUGCGAUAAAAGAUUCGGACACUCGGGGAAUCUGACGGAGCACAUGAACAUGCACACGGGAGAGAAACGUUUCAGCUGCAGCCUCUGUGACAAGACAUUCACCUGGCGGCAGCAGGUCAAAAAACACAAAUGUGUUCAGUCGUCACAGCUUCAUCGGAGACCGAGUGAAGACAAGACGGCAGACUGUUAA